This is a messenger RNA of Diplodia corticola, 1752 nucleotides long. Its product is annotated as glycoside hydrolase family 13 protein. The transcript has 5 exons. NCBI's taxonomy places the organism in Eukaryota, Fungi, Ascomycota, Dothideomycetes, Botryosphaeriales, Botryosphaeriaceae. Gene Ontology annotation, molecular function: alpha-amylase activity. Gene Ontology annotation, biological process: oligosaccharide catabolic process. Bases 1 to 1752 code for a protein of 583 amino acids. The record is from RefSeq and is a predicted model, not a curated record.
AUGGCGACCGGAACGGACAAGCAGGCUUGGUGGAAGGAGGCCGUGGUCUACCAAAUUUACCCGGCUUCGUUCUACGAUCUGAAUGGCGAUGGCUGGGGCGACAUCAAGGGAAUCACCGCCAAGCUUGAUUAUCUGAAGGAUUUGGGAGUCUUCAAAUCUCCCCAGGCGGAUAUGGGAUACGAUAUCGAUCCCAGCUACGGCACUCUGGAUGAUGUUGAUGAGCUCAUCGCCGAGCUGAAGAAGCGUGACAUGAAAUUCAUGGCUGACUUGGUCGUCAACCAUACUUCUGACCAACAUCCUUGGUUCCUCCAGUCUCGCUCUUCCAAGACUGACCCUUACCGUGACUGGUACAUCUGGAAGCCUCCCAGGUUCGAUGAGAACGGCAACCGCCAGCCUCCAAACAACUGGGCCAUGCUCCUCGGCGAGGGUAAUUCGGCAUGGACCUGGGAUGAGAAGACCCAAGAGUACUAUCUUUCUCUUUUCACCCCUCAGCAGCCCGAUCUCAACUGGGAGUGCGAGGCUGUACGCGAGGCCGUGCACGAUGUGCUCCGCUUUUGGCUGGACAAGGGCGCUUGUGGCUUCAGAAUGGAUGUCAUCAACCACAUCUCCAAGGUGCAGACCUUCCCCGAUGCCCCAAACAAAGCGCCCGGUCACCAGUUUCAGCCGGGCGACCGAUUCUUCGCCAACGGCCCGCGCAUGCAUGAGUUCCUGAAAGAGAUGCACGAGAAGGUCCUUUCUCACUACGACACCAUCACCGUCGGCGAGAUGCCCUUCGUGCGCGACGAAGACGAGAUCAUCAGGGGCGUCGGCGCCAAGGAGAACGAGCUGCGUAUGAUCUUCUCCUUCGACAUUGUCGACAUCGACAACGUCCCCGAUCUCGGCUACAAGCUGGCACUCCACCCAUGGGACGCUCGCGACCUCCGCCGCAUCGUGAGCCGCCUGCAGCGGCUGAUGAUCGAGCGCGACGGCUGGAACUCCGUCUUCAUCGAGAACCACGACCAGCCCCGCAGCGUCUCGCGCUACACCGACGACAGCGACCAGUGGCGGGAGCUCGGCGCCAAGAUGCUCUGCCUGAUGCAGACGACUCUCUCCGGCACGCUCUACGUCUACCAGGGCGAGGAGCUCGGCAUGAGGAACAUCCCGCCCGAGUGGGAGCCGUCCGAGUACAAGGACAUUGAGACCAUCAACUACUGGAAGAAAAUGAACACCAUGCACCCCGACUCCCCGGCCAAGCUCGCCGAAGCGCGGCACGUCAUGCAGCGCAAAGCGCGCGACCACGCGCGCACGCCGAUGCAAUGGACGUCUGGCGCGCACGGCGGCUUCUCGCCCAACCUGCAGCCGGGGCGCGCGCCGUGGAUGCGCGUCAACGACGACGCGGGCGCGGUCAACGCGGAACAGCAACUGGCGCACGACCCGGCGGCCGCCGGCGGCCAGCUGUCGGUGCGGCAGUUCUGGCGGCGCGCGCUCGCGCAGCGCAAGGCGCACAAGGACGUCUUCGUCUACGGCGACUUCUCCACCCUCGGCGCCCCGCACGAGAGCGUCUUCGCGUACAAGCGCUGGAGCGAGACAGAGGCGUUUGUGACGAUUUUGAACUUCUCGGGCGGGGAGGUCGAGUGGGAGAUCCCGGCUGAGGCGAAGGUGAAGGCGUGGGCGGCGUGGAGUUAUGAUAAGGAUAAGCCGGAGGGGCUGGCGACGGAGGGGAAGAUCAAGUUGAAGCCGUGGGUGGGGUUGUUGGGUGUGGCGGAUGUGUAG